AAAGAUGCCGGUCCAUCAUCUCAUGGUCGGCACCUGGACGCCUCCAGGCGCAAUCUUCACUUUCGCGUUCGACGACGAGGCUCUCACGCUCAAGCUCGUCGCCCGCACCGAGAUUCCUCACGAUGAACCCAUCUCAUGGAUGGCGUUUGAUCAUGAGAAGAAAGCAAUCUACGGCGCUGCCAUGAAGAAGUGGUCCAGCUUCAAGGUCAACUCGCCCACCGACAUUGUCCACCAAGUCUCCCAUCCCAUGCUUCACCACCCCCUCGCAGCAUCCCCCUCGACAAAUACCCGCGCCAUCUUCCUCCUGCCCGCCCGCAAGCCCCCCUACGCAGUCUACUGCAACCCCUUCUACACCCACGCCGGCCACGGCUCCGUCUUCACCGUCGACCCCUCCUCCGGCGCCCUCGCCUCCAACGUCCAAAACUACGAGUACCAGCCCGACAGCGGCAUCCACGGCAUGGUCUUUGACCCCACCGAAACCUACCUCUACUCCGCCGACCUCUCCGCCAACAAGCUCUGGGUCCACAAGAAGAAGAACCCGACCUCCUCCUCCUCCUCCUCCUCCUCCUCCCCGCCGGACCUCGAGCUCGUCGGCUCCGUCGACUGCCCCGACCCGCGCGACCACCCCCGCUGGGUCGCCAUCCACCCCUCGGGCAACUACCUCUACGCCCUCAUGGAAAAGGGCAACCGCCUCUGCGAGUACCUCAUCGACCCGGCCUCCCGCAUGCCCGUCUUCACCCACCGCCACUACCCGCUCAUCCCGCCCGGCGUCCCCGACCGCUGGACCCAGUACCGAGCCGACGUCUGCGCCCUCUCCUGCUCCGGCCGCUACCUCUUCGCCUCGUCCCGCGCAAACAGCUUCGACCUCACCGGCUACGUCGCCGCCUUCCGGCUGGCCGAGUGCGGCGCCAUCGAGCGCCAGAUCUGCCUCAACCCUACGCCUACCAGUGGCGGGCACAGCAAUGCUGUCGCGCCGUGCGACUGGUCCGACGAGUGGCUUGCCAUUACGGACGAUCAGGAGGGGUGGCUCGAGGUGUAUCGGUGGCAGGACGAGUUCCUGGCGCGUGUGGCGAGGGUGCGUGUUCCGGAGCCGGGAUUCGGCAUGAAUGCCAUCUGGUAUGAUUAG
Messenger RNA from Trichoderma citrinoviride, 1126 nucleotides. Its product is annotated as 3-carboxy-cis,cis-mucoante lactonizing enzyme. The record is from RefSeq and is a predicted model, not a curated record. Gene Ontology annotation, molecular function: protein binding; 6-phosphogluconolactonase activity. The transcript is spliced from 3 exons. Bases 5 to 1126 code for a protein of 373 amino acids. Lineage: Eukaryota; Fungi; Ascomycota; Sordariomycetes; Hypocreales; Hypocreaceae.